Messenger RNA from Trichoplusia ni (cabbage looper), 1848 nucleotides. Its product is annotated as transcription factor SOX-14-like. The coding region runs from base 190 to 882 and encodes 230 amino acids. The transcript is spliced from 3 exons. The record is from RefSeq and is a predicted model, not a curated record. Gene Ontology annotation, biological process: anatomical structure morphogenesis; cell differentiation; regulation of DNA-templated transcription. Gene Ontology annotation, molecular function: DNA-binding transcription factor activity, RNA polymerase II-specific; RNA polymerase II cis-regulatory region sequence-specific DNA binding. Lineage: Eukaryota; Metazoa; Arthropoda; Insecta; Lepidoptera; Noctuidae.
ACAACGCGCGCGGGAAUUAAUCGGUGUACGAUAUAUUUGAAUGCAACGCAUAAAUUAAACAUAAAAUUCGAACAAAAACUGUAACGAAACUUAAACAAGUUUGGAUAAAAAAUAAUGCGCGCGGAUCUGUGUAGCGAGAAUUAAUUGUUUUAAAGUUGUUUUUUUAAAUCAGUCAAAAUUGAUCUAACAAUGUCGAUGGGUAAACAGCCGAAUGACCACAUAAAGCGGCCUAUGAACGCGUUCAUGGUGUGGUCACGAGGGCAGCGGCGGAAGAUGGCGCAGGACAACCCCAAGAUGCACAACUCCGAAAUCUCCAAGAGGCUGGGAGCGGAGUGGAAGCUGCUCACCGAGAUGGAGAAGAGGCCCUUCAUCGACGAGGCGAAGAGACUCAGGGCAUUACACAUGAAGGAACAUCCCGACUACAAGUAUCGUCCGCGACGAAAGCCGAAACCACUUGUCAAGAAAGAGCCGAAAUUCGGUUUCGGCAUAAACGGUUUGAUGGCGCCUGUACCGAGACUGGUGACGCCGUCUGUACCGCACCCGGUACAUCCUCAGCUGCAUUCCAUGCCGCACCACUUACUGCCAGACAAGCCAGAGCUGAGCAGAGCGCUGUUCCCACCCCUGCCUUACCCGUUCUACCCUUUCGCGAAGAUACCCUCUGAUGAUGGCAAGCUAGCUGCCGAGUUGGCGCAUUUGCAGGUAAUCUACAACAAGGCACUAUACGGUGGCGCUCUAUACAGCAGCGCACUGUACAGCAGCGCCCUCUCGCCUUGCGGCUGCCCUCCGCGCAGGACGCCCUCCCCUCCCCCCGCCGACGUCAAGCGCCCCGUCGCCUACGUCCUCAUGAAGAGCGACGAGGAACCUCCUCAACACGUCAUCUGAAGGCCGGUCGCGCUCCCGGCGAGGGUCUGGCCCUCCCACUGGGAGCGACCUUCCACCUCCGUGCAGGAGCGCGAAUCCAGCUCACCUGACAGUGUUUAAGACUGAGGAAGGACUUUAUCAUUAGUGUACACAAACCAACAUUAUAGGGAUGGGACACGUAUUCGGCCAUCAAAUUGGUUUCGGCCUGAGUGCUUCUGUAUAUAUUUAUAGACAGUGAUAAUAGGACGUUGUUUUUAUUUGAGCUUGUGAAUACGCAUUUCUAAUACAUAUCGUAUUGUCCUACGGAGAGGCCUGAAAAAUUACGUACCUAAAGUUCAAUUUCAAGACGGAAUGGUGCUGAUCGUCACAAGAAUUUCGGCGAUAACCUAAUGUGCAAUCAAUCGUGUUACUGUUUACGUGCAAUGUAUCUUAGUUCGACUCGUGAGGAGCACUCGCACUUUGAAUAGACAACAUAUCAUAGAAUUUACUCUUCAACAUUGUAAUUAGACGUUAGUUAGGUAAAAUUAAUGUCAAUUUUGUAAAAAAGACUUUUUGUGCAAUGUUAAUCGUGUAGGUAUCUAUUUCAGUUCAUAUCGAUCUUUUGCUGUUGAGUUGACAUUUAGAGUUCUUUUUUAAUUAUUUUAAGAUUUUUCACACUUUUUUACUAUUAAUAUUCUUUAAUGAUUUUUUUUAUUUUUUUGAUACCGAAACCGGAUCUAUUAAUAACUAUAUCACCACUCUAAUUCGUACCAUGUAAUCACUAAUAAACUGUAGUGCAAUAAAGUUAUAUAUUAUGUAAUCCACAUAAUAAUGUAAAUUAUAGUUUAAUAAAUAAGACUCAACAUAUACUUACAUUAUACCUAUUUAGUUUACAAUAACGCCUAUGACAUAUUAAUCUUAAUAAGUAAACAUCGAUAAUCGAUUAAAUAAUUUAUCGAUAGAGUACGGCACUAAUACUGUAAAUUAAAAACAUUGUAAAUAUCACUU